Cuscuta campestris is the source of this 2113-nucleotide messenger RNA. NCBI's taxonomy places the organism in Eukaryota, Viridiplantae, Streptophyta, Magnoliopsida, Solanales, Convolvulaceae. The record is from the annotation of a GenBank genome assembly.
CUAAAAUCAUUCACUAAUACUAUGUGCUCUAUAUGGUAUCAGAGCUUGUCCUUUAAACCGAAUUUUUUUUCCUGUGGCCAUAUGCAUUUUCUAUCUCUUUAGUCGGCAAUGUCUUCCGGCAGUGAGUCCUCUAAUUAUGGCUCGUCAUCAGGUCUUGUUCGGAUGUCCGCCUCUAAACACUCCCUGAUCAGGCUUACCAAGACCAACUAUCUUGUUUGGCGCCGUCAAGUCCAAACUACUCUCAUUGGCCUGGAUCUUCUUGGUUAUGUCGAUGGCUCGGUUCCAAUGCCAUCACCCCUUCUUGACGCUGCUCACACGAAGCCCAACCCUGUGUAUACUCUUUGGUAUCGUCAGGAUGCGAUUCUUCUCCGUGCCAUUCUCGGUAGCUGCACGGAUCUCGUCCAGCCGUUGAUCUCUCUUGCUGCCAAUACAGCGGAUGCCUGGUCUCGCUUGGCCAAGAAUCUUGCUAAUAUGUCUCGUGAUAUCACAUCCAUUGCGGCCGAUCUUGCCUUGGCCGGUAGUCCAGUGACCGAUGAGGAUCUCUCUGUUCAUAUUAUGUCCCAACUUGGUGAGGAUUACUCUGCUCUAUACCAAUCACUGCGGGGAUGCAACGCCGACAUCUCCAUUGAUGAACUUACUACUAUCUUAAAGGAUUGUGAGCCUGAGAUUCUCAAUCGUUCUGCUGCCUCGGCUAACCUUGUUCCCACGGCCAAUCAUCCCCUGCGUAUGCAUACUGGUGCUCGUGAAGGAGCUUUUAGUCGUGGUGGUCGCUCUGGUGUUUCCCGAGGAGGCAUGCAUGGCCGCGGUACCACAAACUCAAAUCAUGGUUGCUGCUACUGUUAUUUCUGUGAUUUGGCCAGCCAUGACACUAAAUUCUGCAGGAAGCUUCAGCGGUUUUUACGGGACAACAAUGUCACUGUUACUCCUCAUCUUCUAUAUGGUCCUGCUGCUCAUGUUACGGUUUCCAAUGGGACUGCUGGACCACCGGAUACUCAAUGGAUUGUGGACAGUGGCGCGUCUCAUCAUGUGGCCAACGAUCCCUCCUCGCUGAGCUCUCUAAUGGAGUAUGGUGGACGGGAUGAAAUUCAUUUGGGUAACGGGGAUGACGAGCACGAAAGGUAUUUGAUUGCAAAGGACCACUGUGACAGCCUGAAGAGAAAAAGGGGUGAUGCCUCUACUUGUGAUCUACCAGCAACGGCACCACCUAUGGGACUCCAAAGAACGAAUGGGAAACCACUAGACCUUAAUCACUUACCAGCAGCAGAUGGAGAUCACUCCAGCAUUGUUGAUGGAAAACAACACCCUGAAGACACCUCUUCUUGUGCUGCCGUGGGCGGCGGCGGCGGCUAUGGGAAAAAGAAAGGCGGCGAUGAGAGUGGUAAUAAGGUGUAUGAGUGCAGGUUUUGCUCCCUCAAAUUCUGCAAGUCUCAAGCUCUCGGGGGACACAUGAACCGUCACCGCCAAGAGAGGGAGACAGAAACCCUAAACCGUGCUCGUCAACUUGUUUUCAGUACCGACACCAACUUGUUAGCCCAAGGACCCCAUCACCUUCCAAUUAUGGGGUAUCAAGCACUAAACAUGGGAGACCCAAACUUCCACUACAGAUCAAUCUACCCCCCAAGAUUAUUCCCGGGACAACCGGCGGGCGCCACCAUCAUACCACCGCCGCCGACCGGACAGCCACACACGUACGCCCCGCCACCGCACUAUCCGGCGAACGACUACUUGGUUGGCCGCAUCCUCCCCACCACCCAAUCCCCCGCCGCCAUGGCAAACCUUGAGAACAGUUACACCUGCAUCGGUGCACCGGUCGGGCAGGGGCUGCUGCCCGGCGGUCGAGGAGGCCCGGAAGUGGGCCCCGCUAGCGGCCGCAACGACAUGCCGCCCUACAAUGCUGAUCCUCUCAUCAAUCGCUAUCAGGACGGAUUCUAAUUAAUUAAUGUAGCUUUAUUUAACUUCAAUUCCAUUUCCUAGGUCCUAGAUAGCUUUUAAUUAAGUGACAAUAUUUUUUUUAGGAAAGCAAGAAAAAAAGUACGUGUUUGACACUGGGAAAGAAAAACAGCUAGGAUCCCAUCCCUGAAACCUAAAAAGUUGAUAAAGCUGAUUAGGGAUU